This is a messenger RNA of Anolis sagrei ordinatus, 2629 nucleotides long. The record is from RefSeq and is a predicted model, not a curated record. NCBI's taxonomy places the organism in Eukaryota, Metazoa, Chordata, Lepidosauria, Squamata, Anolidae.
AGCGCCGGGCUGUGCCACCGCCUCUCUAGUGUGACUGUGCCUGAGGAGAAGGCGGAGGCGGCUGCCGCUUGGCGCUCCGGGCGCUGCUGGGGAACCGGCAAGAGUUGAGGGAGCGAGCGAGGAGUGAAGCCCGCGUCUAGGAGAGCGAGAGGAGCCGUCGGGGCAGUCAGUACUCCAGCGCGGGCGGGGUUGCCAAGUCUCUGUAAUGUCUGACGGAGAGGCCAGAGGAGGAGGAGGCGGAGGAGGAGGAGGAGGAAGCGGGAAUAGUAGCGGAGGAGGAGCAGGAGGAGGCCCCAACUCGGGCGGCGCGGAGCCCAAGGCCGAGGCCCCUCCGGCCUGCGCCCCUGCCCCUGCGGCCUCCUCGGCCUCCUCGCCCCCGGCGCCCGCCAAGGCCAAGUCCGGCGAGGAGGAGCCCGAGGAGGAGGAGGAGGAAGAAGAGGAGGAGGAGGAGAGCGAGGACGAGUCCGAGAUCCUGGAGGAGUCGCCCUGCGGACGGUGGCAGAAGCGCCGAGAGGAGGUGAAUCAACGCAAUGUUCCGGGCAUCGACAGCGCCUACCUGGCCAUGGACACGGAGGAAGGCGUGGAAGUGGUCUGGAACGAGGUCCAGUUCUCGGAACGCAAGAACUUCAAGCUGCAGGAGGAGAAAGUGAAGGCCGUCUUCGACAACCUGAUCCAGCUGGAGCACCUGAACAUUGUGAAGUUCCACAAGUACUGGGCUGACGUGAAGGAGAACAAAGCCAGGGUGAUCUUCAUCACAGAGUACAUGUCUUCAGGGAGCCUGAAGCAGUUCCUGAAGAAGACCAAGAAGAACCACAAGACCAUGAACGAGAAGGCCUGGAAGCGCUGGUGCACCCAGAUCCUUUCGGCCCUCAGUUACCUUCACUCCUGCGACCCUCCCAUCAUCCACGGCAACUUGACGUGUGACACCAUCUUCAUCCAGCACAACGGGCUCAUCAAGAUCGGUUCAGUCUUCCACAGGAUCUUUGCUAAUGUGGCUCCAGACACCAUCAACAACCACGUGAAGACCUGUCGCGAGGAGCAGAAGAACCUGCACUUCUUUGCCCCGGAAUACGGAGAGGUUGCGCAUGUCACCACCGCGGUGGACAUCUACUCCUUUGGGAUGUGUGCGCUGGAGAUGGCGGUGCUGGAGAUCCAGGGCAACGGGGAGUCCUCGUACGUGCCCCAGGAGGCCAUCCACAGCGCCAUCCAGCUCCUGGAGGACCCCCUGCAACGGGAGUUCAUCCAGAAGUGCCUGGAGCCCCAGCCCAGCCGGAGGCCCACGGCCCGGGAGCUGCUCUUCCACCAGGCCCUCUUCGAAGUGCCCUCCCUCAAGCUCCUGGCCUCCCACUGCAUCGUGGGGCAUCAGCACAUGAUCCCGGAGAACGCGCUGGAGGAGAGGACCAAGAACCUGGACAUGAGCGCCGUCCUGGCCGAGAUCCACCACGCAGACCGCGAGGGCGUCCGCAUGAUUUUCUCCCAGUCCCCGGCUCUGGAGCUGGACAAGUUCCUGGAAGACGUGCGGAAUGGCAUCUACCCCUUGACAGCCUUUGGCCUCCCCCGCCCUCAGCAGCCGCAGCAGGAAGAGGUGAAGUCCCCCAUUGCGCCCCCCUCCGUCAAGACCCCCACGCCUGAGCCAGCUGAAGUGGAGACACGCAAAGUGGUCCUGAUGCAGUGCAACAUUGAGCCGGUGGAGGAGGGCGUCAAGCAUCACUUGACUUUGCUGCUGAAACUGGAAGACAAACUGAACCGGCACCUGAGCUGCGACCUGCUUCCCAGUGACAACAUCCAGGAGCUUGCAGCCGAAUUGGUCCAGCUGGGAUUCAUCAGCGAGGCGGAUCAGGGCCGGCUGAGCUGUUUACUUGAAGACGCCUUCAGCAAGUUCCUUUUCUCGCGGAACGGGGGCAUGGCGGCUGUCACGGUUUCCACCUAAACCCGCCCCUCCCUCGGCACCGCCGCCGCCGCUGUUGCCGCCACUGCUGCCGCCGCCGCCCCGCGCAGAGAGCCAACCGAGACCUGGCCCCGCCGCCUCCUUUGCCGCUGCCGCGUUGCUGCCUGCAUGCCGCUGCCGGCCGCCCUGCAGACAAUCGAUGCCACCGUUGGGGGGCCGGAAUGGGGGGCAGGGGGCAAGUUGGGCGAGGGAGGGGCCACGCGCCUUGUGACAGUAUUAUUACUCUUUCCCCUGUGGCCCCAAGGCCCCCCCCUUCAGAAAAAAACCCGCAUGGAGUUUUCUUUUGCUUGAAUUGUACAGAGUUUUUGCACAGCACAGAGAGGUCUGUCUUGUUAUUUAAGGGAGGAGAGGAGCCCCCAAAGCCCCCCUCCUUCCCACCCCAUUGGGCUCCCAUGAUCAUCAGUCGUGGGGGGCCCUUCCCUUUCCCCCAAAGGGCCCCUGGCAGGCAGGCAAGCAGGAAGGAAAGGGGGUGGUGUGGUGGUGGAGGUGGUGGUGGUGGGUGGGGCAGGGGGCUGUUCUCUUUAUGAGGCCAAUGGCCAGAGGCUGUGAUGGGGGGGGGGGAGUCGGUGGGAGGCGGAGCUGGUUAAUGGAAAUGGGGGGCCUUCUUCCCUUGGGCUGCCGGGACCCCCUCCACCCGUGUGUUGUUUCUGUUCCUAUUUUUAAUAAACAGUUUUGUAAGGA